AUGCUGCUCUCAAUGUGCCUUUCCUUGGUCUUUGUUAUCAUAGACACCUGUGCUAUUGCAGGCGCAUUUCACACGACACUCCCGGUUGGAAUUGAACCGUUUUGGAAGCUUUCUUUUAUCUUCAAAUGUCUAUGCGACACUGUGAUCCUCGAUGACUUCAAGCAGGCUUUGGAUCGAAUUCGGGAGCAUUGGAUGCGGGUACAUUUGCAACAAGACGAAAGUAGCCUUUGUAACCUAAGAGGCAACAAUACGGAUGGCCCGCCCGUUCUACAGAACAAUCUGCCUGAAGAUGCCUCAGGAAUUCACAUCAGCUAUGGAUUCACUAUGUCUGAAUCGCAUGUGGAAUCACAAUGCCUGCACUCGCAGGCUUAG
Molecule: messenger RNA, 372 nt
Organism: Aspergillus tanneri
Lineage: Eukaryota; Fungi; Ascomycota; Eurotiomycetes; Eurotiales; Aspergillaceae
Exons: 2
Coding region: 1-372 (123 amino acids)
Source: RefSeq, a predicted model, not a curated record